Messenger RNA from Chondrus crispus (carragheen), 521 nucleotides. RefSeq lists its product as hypothetical. The record is from RefSeq and is a predicted model, not a curated record. The coding region runs from base 114 to 521 and encodes 135 amino acids. The transcript is spliced from 3 exons. NCBI's taxonomy places the organism in Eukaryota, Rhodophyta, Florideophyceae, Gigartinales, Gigartinaceae.
UCUAUCAUCGCUCUCCAAGAGGGAUAAAUUCCCCACCUGGACUCCCAAGCCAUGGCUGCUGUCACUCCAGUUUGGAUCCAGAAACAGGUUUCCUUACGCCAAAAGCCUCGGGGAUGUUAUCUCAUCACCUCCGAGCUUUUAUCGGCGAUAGGGAACGAGCUCUCUGGCUUAGAAGUGGGGAUUUGUCACGUCUUCAUAAUGCACACAUCUGCGGUAUAACAAUAAGCGAAAACGCAGAUCCUGAUGUUUUACACGAUAUGGAAACACAUCUCAACAGAAUUGUGCCGGAUGUCGGUGACCCGGGGUGCCCAACCAUUCGCCAUACCGAAGAGGGCCCUGAUGACAUGGCCAGCCAUGUGAAGAGUAGUUUAACCAAUACAUCAGUUUCCAUACCAAUAACGAAUGGAAAGCUGGCGUUUGGGACUUGGCAAGGGUUGUGGCUUCUCGAGCACCGCUUUCACGGCGGUCCUAGACGGCUGAUGGUCACUAUUCAAGGAAGUCCGAAGAAAUCAAAACCGUAA